Aureobasidium musti is the source of this 1762-nucleotide messenger RNA. The record is from the annotation of a GenBank genome assembly. Lineage: Eukaryota; Fungi; Ascomycota; Dothideomycetes; Dothideales; Saccotheciaceae.
AUUCACCAUGGCUACCAUUCCCGUCAUCGUCAAACACCAGGGCACCAAGUACGAAGUCGAUCUCGACCCCGAAGCCACCGGAGAGACCUUCAAGUACCAGCUCUACUCUCUCACAAACGUCGAGCCCGAACGCCAAAAGAUUCUCAUCAAGGGAGGCCAGUUGAAGGAUGACACCGCCCUCUCCUCGCUCAAGGCCAAGCCUGGCCAGCAGUUCAUGAUGAUGGGCACUCCCUCUGGAGACGCCGCAUCUCAAGUUGACCGUCCCACCGAGAAGAUUCGUUUCCUUGAGGAUAUGACCGAAGCUGAGGCUGCUCAAGUUUCUGGCGCUACUCCCGCCGGUCUUCAGAACCUCGGAAACACCUGCUACCUCAACUCCGCCCUCCAGACCUUGAAGAGCAUUCCCGAGCUCGGAGACGCUCUCGUUACCUACAAGGACAGCGAGUUCGGUCUGGGUGGCCUCGGCUCCUCUAGCGACCUUACUGGCUCCCUCCGCGAUCUGUACAAGCAGAUGGGCGAGACCCAACAAGGCUUCCCUCCUCUCGUCUUCCUCAACGCUCUCCGCCAGAGCUACCCUCAGUUCAACCAAAAGUCAAAGGAUGGCCACGGCUACGCUCAGCAGGAUGCUGAAGAGGCCUGGUCCUCGAUCAUCUCAAUGCUUCGUCAAAAGCUCCAGCAGGACGAGUCCCCAUCGUCGUCUUCGGGUAACGUCCGUGGCAACAACUGGGUUGACAAGUUCAUGGCCGGCACGACCGAUUCAGUUAUGACCUGUGACGAGUCUGAUGCCUCCGAGGAGCCUAUCAAGGGUAGCGACGUCUUCUUCAAGCUCAACUGCAACAUCCGCGGUGACACCAACCACCUCCGUGAGGGCGUUAUGAUCGCCCUUGACGAGAAGAUUGAAAAGCGUUCCGAGUCCCUUGGCCGUGAGGCUACCUACACCAAGUCUUCUCGCAUCUCCCGCCUUCCCAAGUACAUGCCCGUCCACUUCGUUCGCUUCUUCUGGCGCAGAGACACUCAGAAGAAGGCAAAGAUCAUGCGCAAGGUUACUUUCCCUAUGGAGCUCGACGCUGUGGAGUUCUGCACCGAAGAGCUCAAGAAGAAGCUCAUCCCCAUUCGUGACCGCAUUCGCGAGGUUCGCAAGGAGCAGGAGGACGUUGAGCGUGCCAAGAAGAGACAAAAGAGAAUGCAGAAGGAACGCGACGACCUUGCCGGCAACGCCUCUGAGCCUUUGGAGAAGCGCAAGGAGAAGGAGCGCGAGACCAAGGCUACCGGCCCCGACACUGAGGCCCAGCUCGCCAAGCAGAAGGCUGUUGGCAUGAGCGCAUCCGGUGGUGAUACUGAGAUGGGCGGCACCGAGUCCUACAAGACCGAUGCCGAGAUUGAGAGAGAGCGUGCUGAGAAGAUUCUCGCCAUGAGAAAGGAUCUCCUUGCCAAUGUCUCCCCUGAGCUCGCUGCCGACGAGUCCGCCAACCAGACCGGUCUCUACGAACUGCGCGGCGUCAUUACUCACCAGGGCUCCAGCGCUGACAGCGGUCACUACACUUCAUACAUCAAGAAGACUGGUCGCAAGAACCCCGACGGCACUGUCGGCGAGGAGGACGGCAAGUGGUGGUGGUUCAAUGACGACAAGGUCAGCGAAGUCGAUGCCGAGAAGGUCGAGACACUGUCCGGUGGUGGCGAGAGCCACUCUGCUCUGAUCCUGCUUUACAAGGCUGUCGAGCUGCCUUCAAAGCAGUCGAUUGAGGAGCAGGAGAAGGCUUUGGCA